Esox lucius (northern pike) is the source of this 4097-nucleotide messenger RNA. RefSeq names its product myosin Ic, paralog a (gene myo1ca). Gene Ontology annotation, molecular function: ATP binding; actin filament binding; microfilament motor activity. Gene Ontology annotation, cellular component: vesicle; cytoplasm; actin cytoskeleton. Gene Ontology annotation, biological process: actin filament organization; vesicle transport along actin filament. Lineage: Eukaryota; Metazoa; Chordata; Actinopteri; Esociformes; Esocidae. The record is from RefSeq and is a predicted model, not a curated record. The transcript is spliced from 31 exons. The coding region runs from base 632 to 3772 and encodes 1046 amino acids.
UUAAUAGUUUCAGAGCGAUUAAAUUCCCUUAACGUCCAUGCAAUGUUAACAGAUUUUUCCAAACCUUUUGAACUUUUCUCUUCUCUUUCCCUUUUUUUCUUUGGUCCGUCUCUGCCAGCAUACUUUUCCUCAUCUUUUUUUUUCUCUGUUUCUUUUUCCUUUUUUUCAAACCUGCUCCGGUCUAAAUGUGGGACGCGUGAGUAGAGUUACAGUCUGUGUUUCCCAGCGGUGAUUUAAGGACUUAAGGACUAAUGUCAAAGAGGAAGUUUAUUUGUCCUGUCAAUUGUAGCAUGGGACUGACCGAAGGUGUAAACAAGUUGAACUACUGGUAGUAAGGCUUGAGGCUGUUUUUCUUUGCAGGGUGGCAGGACGGACAGAGAGAGACCAGAGACAGAGGGUUUGUGCAUGUUUGUUUGGAAGAAAAGAACCGACCAACUAAAACAGAGGUGGUAUGUAGUAUGUGUGAGAGAGAAAAGGAGAAAAGUGGCACUGUAUGCUGGGUCUAUUGAAAAUGGACAGAGAGAUGAGCUACUAGAACACGUACGAGUCUUCCUGAGGUGGAGGGUGGACGAGUGAUUCCAGAAGCACCAAGGACCAGAGAGGGAGAUCAACAACACUGAGCUAGAACAGGAUGAGGUACAGAGGCAGGGAAGUGGGAGGUGAGGGCCGAGCUCAUCUAGUCAUGGAGGGUACUCUGACGGCGCGGGACAGGGUGGGGGUGCAAGACUUCGUUCUGCUGGAGAACUACACCAGCGAGGCGGCCUUCAUUGAGAACCUGCGCCGACGCUUUAAAGAGAACCUAAUCUAUACCUACAUAGGGUCUGUGUUGGUGUCAGUGAACCCCUACAAGGAACUGGAGAUCUACUCCAAGGCUCACAUGGAGCGCUAUCGAGGGGUCAGCUUCUAUGAGAUAUCACCCCACAUCUACGCGGUGUCAGACAACACCUACCGGGCCCUGCGCACUGAGAGGAAGGACCAGUGUAUCCUGAUCUCAGGGGAGAGUGGAGCAGGGAAGACAGAGGCCUCCAAGAAGAUCCUUCAGUACUACUCAGCUACCUGCCCCAUCUCUGAUAAUAUGAGCACGCUACGUGACCGGCUGCUGCAGUCCACCCCUGUUCUGGAGGCCUUUGGUAAUGCCAAAACGUUGAGAAAUGAUAAUUCCAGCCGCUUUGGAAAAUACAUGGAUGUCCAGUUUGACUUUAGGGGGGCGCCAAUAGGAGGCCACAUUCUCAACUACCUGCUGGAGAACACCCGUGUUGUGCACCAGAAUCAUGGAGAGAGGAACUUCCACAUCUUCUACCAGCUACUGGAGGGAGGAGAUCAGGACCUGCUCAGCAAGCUGGGCCUGGAGAGAAAUGCUCUGAAAUACCACUACCUGGUCAAGGGUUGCUGUCCCAGGGUGAGCUCCAUCAAUGACAAGAAUGACUGGAGAACGGUGACGAAAGCCCUAGCUGUCAUUGGCUUCCGUGAUGAGGAGGUGGAGGAUCUGUUUAAUAUAAUUGCCAGUGUCCUCCAUCUUGGAAACAUUCAGUUUGGAGAAGGGCAAGAUGAGCAAACAGAAAUAACAACUGAGACCCAGCAUAAUUAUCUGUCCAAGCUGCUGGGUGUGGAUGGGGUGGCUCUGAAAGACGCUCUCACUCAUAAGAAACUCACUGCCAAAGGGGAGGAGAUGAUCAGCCCGUUGAGUUUCGAACAGGCUGUGGCAGCACGUGAUGCCUUGGCCAAAGCAGUGUACGGCCGUACCUUCACCUGGCUGGUGGCACAGAUCAACAAGUCCCUGGCUUUCAAGGAUGAUGUGUACAACAGCAGCAAGGGCUCAUCAUCAGUCAUAGGGCUGCUGGAUAUCUAUGGCUUUGAGGUCUUCCAACACAACAGUUUUGAACAGUUCUGCAUCAAUUACUGCAAUGAGAAACUGCAGCAGCUGUUCAUCGAGCUCACCCUCAAGUCUGAGCAGGAGGACUACGAGGCAGAGGGCAUCUCGUGGGAGCCUGUGAAGUACUUUGACAACAAGAUCAUCUGCGACCUGGUGGAGGAAAAACACAAAGGCUUUAUCGCCAUCCUGGAUGAGGAGUGUUUGAGACCAGGGGAAUCCAAUGAUAUCUCCUUCCUGGAGAAGCUUGAGGACACUUUGGGAGGCCAUGCCCAUUUUGUAACUCACAAAUUGGCAAAUGGAAAGACACGCAAAACAGUGGGAAGGGAGGAGUUCAGACUCAUUCACUAUGCAGGAGAGGUCAACUAUUCAGUCAGUGGGUUUCUGGACAAAAACAAUGACCUGCUCUAUAGAAACCUCAAAGAGGUUUUAUGCCAGUCAGACAGCCAGAUCCUGAGGGAGUGCUUCCAGAGAGAGGAGGUGACUGACCAAAAACGUCCAGAGACGGCUGCCACUCAGUUUAAGAACAGCCUGGCAAAAUUAAUGGAGAUCCUGAUGUGUAAGGAGCCCUCCUAUGUUCGCUGCAUCAAACCCAACGAUGCCAAGCAGCCAGGGAGAUUUGAUGAAGCUCUGGUCCGACACCAGGUCAAGUAUCUGGGUCUGAUGGAGAACCUGAGGGUCAGGAGAGCUGGCUUUGCUUAUCGUCGACACUACCAAGCAUUCCUGCAGAGGUACAAGUGUCUGUGUCCAGGGACAUGGCCUAAUUGGCAUGGGAAACUUGCAGAUGGAGUUGCCACUCUUGUCCAACACCUGGGGUACAAACCAGAGGAGUACAAACUGGGCAAGACCAAAAUCUUCAUCCGCUUUCCGAAGACUCUGUUCACCACUGAGGAUGCUCUAGAUGCCAGGAGGCCCUCGAUCGCUCUCAGCCUUCAGACCUCAUGGAGGGGCUACAGGGAGAGAAGCAAAUACCAGCGCAUCAGAAACGCAGUUCUUGUGAUCCAGUCUGCGUGGAGAGGAAUGAAAUCCCGCCGUAGGGCGAGGUGUCGCAGACACGCUGCCAACGUCGUACGCAAAUUCAUCAAGGGCUUCAUCUACCGCCACUAUGAACGAUGCCCAGAGAACGAGUACUUCCUAGACCAUCAGCGUUUCUCCUUCUUGAUGACGUUGGUUAGGAACAUGCCCAAGACUGUCCUGGACAAGAGCUGGCCAGUCCCUCCACCUAGCCUCAUAGAGGCCUCAGAACAUCUGCGCAGGAUGUGUAUGCAGAACUUGAUGCGGGCCUACUGCAGGAGGAUCCAGCCAGAGUGGAAGAAACAGAUGGAGCAGAAGGUGGUAGCCAGUCACAUCUUCAAGGACCAGAAGGAAAGCUACCCCCACAGUGUCCCUAGGCUGUUUGUGGCCUCCAGACUAAACAGUGAGGACUUUAACCUCAAAGUGAUACAGACUCUGGGCAAUGACAAAGUCAAGUACGGAGUUCCAGUCACUAAGUAUGAUAGGAGGGGUUACAAGGCACGGCCUCGCCAGCUGCUCCUCACCUCCUCCUUCGCCGUGCUGGUGGCCGAGGCCAAGCUGAAGCAGAGAAUUGACUAUACAGCUCUGAGAAGCAUCUCUGUGAGUUCUCUCAGUGAUGGGUUCAUGGUUCUGCAUGUGCCCAGUGAGGACAACAAACAGAAGAGUGAUGUGGUUCUCCAGUGUGACCAUGUGAUUGAGGCGGUGACCAAGCUGGCCUGCAUGGCUGAAAAGAUUAACAUGGUCAAUGUCAGCCAAGAGAGUAUCAGGUUUGCUGUGGCUCGAGGGAAGGAGGGCGUCAUUGAUUUCACCAGUGGACAAGAGCUGAAGGUGUCCAAAGGCAAGAAAGGACACCUGCUGGUGAUGGCCCCUCAUCUCAAUCCAAGAUGACGACGGAAAGUAAUGACAGCCUUGGUAUAAUCCAUAGCAAACUAAUUAUUCCACAGGAUCAUUUCCUAAUUCAGACAGCCAACCAGAUUAAAGCCACAAAUAAGUAAUUUCACUGCUUUAAAUUUGAGAUCAUAGCAAUGCACUACCUAAAAUAUAAGGAUUAUUUUAACACCAUUGCACUUGUUAAUCUUCAUUUACAUAGUUAUUGAUAAAAAUGGCACAUUAUCUUACGAUGGAUAAUACAUGUGUAGAAAUGCAUAAUACUUUGCUAUCUAUUAACUAUAAUCGUAUUAAAUGAAACAACACAUUUUGAAUGUUAUGUUUG